GGGAUUCCACGCGCGGUGACGUCCCGCGGGCCCCGCCCGGGCGCUAUAAAAGCGGCGGCGCCGCAGCGGAGCCGGAGCCGGCCCGGAGCGAGCGGAGCCGAGCGGAGCCAUGGCCGCGGGGCCGCCCGGCAGCCUCGUCCCGCUGCUGCUGCUGCUGGGGCCGGCGCUGGGGCCGGCGCUCGGGCAGGGGCUGGGGCAGACGCGCUUCGUCUGCACCUCGGUGCCGCUGGACGGGGACGUGUGCGCGGCCUCGGCGCUGGGCACCGGCUCGGCCGAGGAGCUGAAGGGCACCGUGCUGCAGCUGCGGGAGACGGUGCUGCAGCAGAAGGAGACGAUCAUGAACCAGAAGGAGACGAUCCGCGAGCUCACGGCCAAGCUGGGCCGCUGCGAGAGCCAGAGCGUGCUGGAGCCCGGCGAGGCCAAGGGCAGGAAAGGCUUCGCCAAGAACACCAUGGGCGACCUGUCGCGACCGCCCGCCGCCGAGACCCUCAGCCAGCUGGGGCAGACGCUGCAGUCCCUGAAAACCCGGCUGGAGAACCUGGAGCAGUUCAGCAGGAUGAACUCCUCCAGCCAGACCAACAACCUGAAGGACAUCCUGCAAAAUAAGAUCGACGACCUGGAGAAGCAGGUGCUGUCGCGGGUGAACAGCCUGGAGGAGGGCAAGCUCAGCCCCCGCAACGAGUCUGAGGAGCGCGGCAAGAUCGAGAGCACCCUCACCUCGCUGCACCAGCGCAUCAGCGACCUGGAGAAAGGCCAGAAGGACAACCGGCCCCCGGACAGGUUCCAGCUCACCUUCCCCCUGCGCACCAACUACAUGUACGCCAAGGUGAAGAAGAGCCUGCCCGAGAUGUAUGCCUUCAGCAUCUGCAUGUGGAUCAAGUCCAACGCCUCCCCUGGCAUGGGCACCCCCUUCUCCUACGCUGUGCCCGGGCAGGCGAACGAGCUGGUGCUCAUCGAGUGGGGCAACAACCCCAUGGAGAUCCUCAUCAAUGACAAGGUGGCCAAACUGCCCUUUGUCAUCAACGACGGCAAGUGGCACCACAUCUGUGUCACCUGGACCACGAGGGACGGCGUGUGGGAAGCCUACCAGGAUGGCACGCAGACGGGCAACGGCGAGAACCUGGCCCCCUACCACCCCAUCAAGCCCCAGGGGGUCCUGGUGCUAGGCCAGGAGCAGGACACGCUGGGCGGAGGGUUCGACGCCACGCAGGCCUUCGUGGGGGAGCUGGCCCACUUCAACGUGUGGGACCGCAAGCUGAGCCCCGGCGAGGUGUACGGGCUGGCCACCUGCAGCUCCAAGGCGCUGGCGGGGAACGUCAUCGCCUGGGCCGAGUCCAACAUCGACAUCUACGGCGGGGCCACCAAGUGGACUUUCGAGGCCUGUCGCCAGCUCAACUAGAGCCACGGACAAGCGAGAGAAACCUCCUCAGCGGGUUCUUUUAUUUAUUUUUUUUUCCUCCUUUUUUUUUUUUGCGCAAAAAAACCAACCGAGAAACGAAAGCCACCCGUCUCGUCCCGGGCGCGGGGAUGCCCCGGCAGUGGGGCGCCCGCCCCCGGAGCCCCACGACCCUCCGGUUUCUGUCUUGCCAACGUCCUUCAACGCCUGCGUGCCUUGGCCUGGCGCGGCUGCGCCCCCCCCCCCCCCCCCCCCCCGCGCCCAGCCCCCGC
Molecule: messenger RNA, 1668 nt
Organism: Neopelma chrysocephalum (saffron-crested tyrant-manakin)
Lineage: Eukaryota; Metazoa; Chordata; Aves; Passeriformes; Pipridae
Gene: NPTX1
Product: neuronal pentraxin 1
Exons: 5
Coding region: 110-1399 (429 amino acids)
Biological process (GO): axonogenesis involved in innervation
Cellular component (GO): neuron projection; plasma membrane
Source: RefSeq, a predicted model, not a curated record